AUGAUUCAUCCAUCAUACUGGCUGACAAACCAGGCGAUUGAUUUGGUCAACUCUGAUGAAUACAAGAAUCUUCACGCGGAGUUUAUGACAGCUUUCUCUACGGAGAAAAUUCAGACCAAGCCGCCGAUCACGACGAUGGGAGAGAGGGACGUUCUGUAUGCCCUAGCGCUCAAUAGCCUCACUGCGCUGUUCAGCAUAUUCUAUGAUCAUAUUCAACCAAGGUUUUCUAAGACACAUGGUGACCCAUCUUUUUGGCGGAACACUAUGCCUUACUGGACGUUCAAUACGUUUGCAUUCAUUGAGCAAGGGGUGAAGGACAAAGAGCGCAAUACGAUAUCUCUUUGUGAAAAGCAUUUCAAUCCUGAAUCUUGUCGUAUGAAUGUGCAUCAAAUUUUUUCGAUAAUCUUCAUCGACGCUGCUCUUGACCGUCGCUGUUGCUUCCUUUGCCCAUUUGGUCCUCAUUAUUGA
Penicillium diatomitis is the source of this 468-nucleotide messenger RNA. RefSeq lists its product as uncharacterized. The record is from RefSeq and is a predicted model, not a curated record. The transcript is spliced from 2 exons. NCBI's taxonomy places the organism in Eukaryota, Fungi, Ascomycota, Eurotiomycetes, Eurotiales, Aspergillaceae. The coding region runs from base 1 to 468 and encodes 155 amino acids.